Molecule: messenger RNA, 1737 nt
Organism: Penicillium longicatenatum
Lineage: Eukaryota; Fungi; Ascomycota; Eurotiomycetes; Eurotiales; Aspergillaceae
Product: tetratricopeptide repeat protein
Exons: 1
Coding region: 1-1737 (578 amino acids)
Cellular component (GO): intracellular anatomical structure
Molecular function (GO): protein binding
Source: RefSeq, a predicted model, not a curated record
AUGGCUCAAGAAAUUGUCGCGCCUGUUCCAGCCAACGACGAGUACUAUAAUCUAGGCCCAUUUAACUUUACUAUAACUACCACUAGCGUCGACGCCCAGAUUUGGUUCAACCGAGGCCUUGUUUGGGUAUAUUCAUUCAACCAUGCAGAAGGGGCUUAUUGCUUUCAACAGACUGCUGCGCAUGACCCUGCUUGUGCAAUGGCGUACUGGGGCAUCGCUUAUGCCGUUGGACCAAACUACAACAAGGCAUGGCACAAAUUCGACCACGAUGAUCUCCAUACAUCCGUUAAACUAGGCUACAAGGCAUCCCGAACUGCGAAAGAGCUCGCUGCAAGGGCAAAUGCAUUCGAACAAGGUCUAAUAGUGGCCAUACAGUCGCGUUUCCCGACAGAUCGACCUGCGACUGAUUACCACGCCGUCAAUAAAGCAUAUGCCAGCGCCAUGAAACCAGUGUACGACGCAUUCGGCCAUGAUCUAAAUAUUGCGACUCUAUAUGCCGAUUCGUUGAUGAACAUGGCCCCUUGGGCCUUGUGGGAUCUAUUCACAGGCAAACCAAAUCCGAAGGCCCCGACCAUAGAGGUAAAAGCUGUGCUAGAACAAGCGCUGGCACAGGAGCAGGACGGUGCAUAUCUGAAUCCUGGACUUCUUCACCUGUAUAUACACUUCAUUGAGAUGUCACCCACUCCAGAGCUGGGCAUCAACGUAGCCGACCAUCUGCGUGAGCUUGUUCCCGAAGCUGGACACGUCAACCAUAUGCCUACACACCUAGAUAUCCUGAUCGGAGAUUGGCGGCGCUCAAUCGCCUCAAACUCCAAAGCAACCCUCGUGGACGAGAAAUAUUUCAAAAGAUCAGGCGCGAAAAAUUUCUAUACUUUCUACCGCAUGCACAAUUAUCAUUCUUUGAUCUAUGCGGCUAUGUUUGCCGGCAAAUCGAAGACUGCCCUCAAUGCGGUCACUCGCAUGGAGUCAACAAUUCCCGAAGAAGUCCUUCGAAUUAAGUCACCACCGAUGGCUGACUGGUUAGAGCAAUUUAUGUCUGUUGGCAUCCAUGUAAUGGUGCGAUUUGGUAUGUGGAAGGAACUCAAGGCCAAAGAGCUACCUCACGAUAGGGUACUAUAUUCAAGCACCACCGCCAUAACCCAUUAUGCCAGAGGAAUAGCACUCGCCGCCCUAGGAGACGUGGACGCAGCAAUGAAAGAACAAGAUAACUUCCAUGAAGCGUGGUCACGAGUACCCCAGUCUCGGCGCGCGUAUAACGGCAAAAUGGUCGAUGUGCUCAAGGUAGCCGCAGCCAUGCUGGAGGGAGAGAUUCAAUACCGCUGCGCUAGCUACAACAUCGCCUUUGCUGCCUUCCGCCGUGCAAUCAAUCUCGAAGACGAACUGCCCUAUAGCGAGCCUUGGUCGUGGAUGCAGCCUGUACGGCACGCAUAUGCUGCUUUGCUGAUGGAACAGGGCCAUCUAGAAGAAGCGGCGAAGACAUAUCGUGCGGACCUGGGUUUGGACAAUUCCAUAAUUCGUCCCCGUCGGCACCCUAACAAUGUGUGGUCACUCAAGGGGUAUCAUGAGUGCCUGACACGCCUGGGAAGGAUGGAAGAGGCGGCUGUGAUCGAGCAGUCGGUUAAGUUGGCUCUUGCAGUAGCAGAUGUUCCCAUCAGGUCGUCGUGCUUCUGUCGCUUGGACAAUUCUGAGGUACCACAAGUUCUUGGGACGUGCUAUAUGAAAAAAGGCUGUCACUGA